Messenger RNA from Chanos chanos (milkfish), 549 nucleotides. RefSeq names its product ADP-ribosylation factor-like 2 binding protein (gene arl2bp). The coding region runs from base 1 to 549 and encodes 182 amino acids. NCBI's taxonomy places the organism in Eukaryota, Metazoa, Chordata, Actinopteri, Gonorynchiformes, Chanidae. Gene Ontology annotation, biological process: positive regulation of tyrosine phosphorylation of STAT protein; maintenance of protein location in nucleus. The record is from RefSeq and is a predicted model, not a curated record. Gene Ontology annotation, cellular component: mitochondrial intermembrane space. The transcript is spliced from 7 exons.
AUGGAUGUUAGAGAGAAGCAUCGGCUCGGGUGCGGGGAGAACAUUGUAGAGAUGCAAGACUUGGACGAAGAGGACUUUGCUGUGACGAAGUCAUCAGAUGCUGAUGCGGCGUUUGAUGCUGUUAUUGGUAGCAUUGAGGACAUUAUCAUGGAGGACGACUUCCAACAGCUUCAACAAAACUUCAUGGAAAAGUACUAUCUGGAGUUUGAUGACUCCGAAGAAAACAAACUCAGCUAUACGCCUAUUUUUAAUGAAUAUAUUGAACUCCUUGAGAAGUACCUGGAGCAACAACUGAUGGAGAGAAUCCCUGGGUUCAACAUGAGUGCCUUCACCAAUUCACUCAAGCAGCACAAAGAGGAGGUCUCAGGGGAUAUCUUUGACAUGUUACUCACCUUCACAGAUUUCAUGGCCUUUAAAGAGAUGUUCCUUGAUUAUAGAGCAGAGCGGGAGGGACGAGGGUUAAACCUGGGUGAUGGAUUGGUUGUGACAUCUCUUAGCUCCACCUCUUCAGGAACCUUCACCUCCAAUAUGACAUCAGAACCUCACUGA